UGUUAACUUUCUUCCAUUCAUAGCUACAAUGACCCACUUAAGUGUUCAUCAGCUCCAAUUCAUCUUCGGUUUAUUGGGUAAUAUAAUAUCGUUCAUGGUGUUUCUAGCUCCGAUGCCAACAUUUUGGACCAUCUACAAGAAGAAAACUUCUGAAGGAUUCCAUUCUAUACCUUAUGUGGUGGCAUUGAUGAGUGCAAUGUUGCUUCUUUAUUAUGCUGUUCUUAAGACCAAUGCCAUUUUGUUAAUCAGCAUCAACUCUUUUGGAUGUGUCAUUGAACUUUUCUAUAUAGCUCUCUACCUCUUUUACGCUCCUAAGAGACAAAAGAUAUUUACAUUGAAGAUGUUAGUAAUGUUCAACUUGGGUUCUUAUGGAGUAAUGGUAGGAGGAACAAUGCUUAUAUUUCAUGGUAAUAAGCGCACAGAUGCUGUUGGAUGGAUUUGUGCAGCUUUCAAUCUUGCUGUUUUUGCUUCUCCUUUGAGCAUCAUGAAGAAGGUGAUAACAACAAAAAGUGUGGAGUAUAUGCCAUUUUCGCUAUCAUUUUUUCUCACACUUUCAGCCACCAUGUGGUUCUUCUAUGGCUUCUUCAUCAAAGAUCCCUUCAUUGCUCUGCCAAACAUUGUGGGGUUUGUACUAGGAAUGAUCCAAAUGAUAAUGUACAUGAUCUAUAGAGGUAGAAAGAGAAAUGUUCUUGAAGGCAAAGAAGAGAAGCUUGAGGAAGGAGGCAAGAAAUAUGAAGCAAAUCACCAAACUCUCUCAACAUUCAACAAUCAAAGAGCAACAAAGGAGAUCAAUAUGAUAAUCAAUAACAAUGCAUGA
Molecule: messenger RNA, 817 nt
Organism: Cucurbita moschata (crookneck pumpkin)
Lineage: Eukaryota; Viridiplantae; Streptophyta; Magnoliopsida; Cucurbitales; Cucurbitaceae
Product: bidirectional sugar transporter SWEET9-like
Exons: 6
Coding region: 29-817 (262 amino acids)
Biological process (GO): carbohydrate transport
Cellular component (GO): membrane
Molecular function (GO): sugar transmembrane transporter activity
Source: RefSeq, a predicted model, not a curated record